Molecule: messenger RNA, 4855 nt
Organism: Mesitornis unicolor (brown roatelo)
Lineage: Eukaryota; Metazoa; Chordata; Aves; Mesitornithiformes; Mesitornithidae
Gene: CFAP43
Product: cilia and flagella associated protein 43
Biological process (GO): sperm axoneme assembly; cilium assembly
Cellular component (GO): axoneme
Molecular function (GO): protein binding
Source: RefSeq, a predicted model, not a curated record
CUGGGUUCAGGGAUUCUCGAACAAGAACUUUUGCUUUAUCAACAAUCGAACUGUCUGCUACCCUUGUGGCAAUUACAUCCUCUUCCUGGACAUUGAAACAAAGAAAACGACAGUGCUGCAGUGUCAGACGGGCCAGAUGGGAGCCUUUGCAGCGCAUGGGAACAGUCACGUGCUGGCCUUUUCCGACCAGAAGCUGAAUCCCGUCAUAUAUAUCUACAAUUUUCCAGAACUGAGUAAACUGACAGAAUUAAAAGGUAAUGCUCAACUGGACUACACCUUACUUGCCUUUAGUUUCACAGGCCCAUAUCUAGCCAGUUACUCUUCAAUCCCAGAAUUUGUUCUUUCAGUAUGGAACUGGCAAGAAAAUAUCCUCCUGUGCAGUGAGUCUCAGCCAGGGGUAACAGUGACCUCUUUAAGUUUUAACCCUAUGAAUUGGCAACAACUGUGUUUUGUUAAUGAGAGCUCCAUUACUAUCUGGCAUAUUGAAAGGAAUAAUGAUGAGCAUCACCUUAAGCAAAAAACUGUGAAACUCCCUAGUCGACGAGGGUCACAUAAAGAUUUGUUUUUCCCAGUUUCUCAUCAUGAAGAUCCGUACCAUGGCCCUGAUUUGCCAGUUUCAGUCAUUGCUGGACUGGCAGGAGAUGAAGCAGAAACAUUCAUGGCAGUUACUGACUUUCCUUCACUGCAACCUACUGCCCACUGCUGGACUGCAAACUCAGUAAUUUACAUGAGCUGUAAAGAAGGAUAUGUUUUGGCAAUUGAUGCUGAGAAAGGCAGUAUUUCUGUUCUUCAACAAAAACCUCUACCUGGUGUCAUACCAAAGGAUCUGCGAAAACCAGUUUUAAUUGCCAUGGCAUUUUGUAAGGAGGGACUCUACGCAACUGGAAGUGAGGGCUUUUUAUUCUUUUAUCGCAUCAAAGGUCUGCAGUAUGAAAUGAAAAUCUGCGCUGAAAUCUUGCAACCAAUAUCCAACCUCAUAUUCUCUCCUGAUUACACCAUACUUCUGCUUGUCACUGAGCAGGGGACAAUGUAUACUUACAAACCUGCCCAGAGUGGAGAAGCUGUCAAGCUCUUGGACCCAUGCAGCAGUUGUUUUCUGGCAGCUGAUUUUCUUACUCCAGGGAACAAGUACUGUGUAUCUGUAACAACUUCAGGUGAAGUGCAAGUUUGGUUCCUGGAAGAUGGAACUUGCCUCAGCAAGCUCAACCUUGAUGUUGAGGCAACUACAGUGGCUUGCUGUCCCUCCUCCAACAGUGCUGCUGUAGGGACCAAAAGAGGUCAAAUCUAUUUCCUUGAUGUUACCAAAGUUGAAGCUCCAUGGGUUGUUCACAGAAUUUUUCUUUCCAGAUUUCCAGUGCUGUCUUUGCAUUAUGAUCAGAGUGGCCAGAUCCUCAUCGCUAGAGCUACAGAAGGACAUAUCUUUAUUCUAGAUGCUCGGCCUUCAAAAUUAUUCCAGGUUCUUGGAUAUGUAGUGUUGACAGAUGAAGUGCUGGAUCUUUCUGUAGUUUCUGACUUCAAGAAUGACUUAGUUGAAGUAAUGGUACUUCUUAAUGUAACAGAAGUCCAGCGAGCAAGACUGGAAAUUCUUUGUCUGUCUUCAGCACUGACAACAGAUAAAGAUAAGUAUGUUAAUGAAAAAGGAAUGAUUGAUGCUAGUGCCAUUAAAAAGGAGCAGUAUGAUCUGGAUUACCCUUUGAGCUCAGCAGUCAGAUUAAAGGAUAACACUGUGUAUGGCUACUGUACCGGCGCAUCUUUCAUCUGCAAAUACCAUCUCUCUGAAGAGACUAUGUUGAAAGAUCCGUCAAUAUUUUUAUCAGAAAAGAGGAUUCCAAGCAAUCAGUUUGGAUCAGGUUUCCUCUGCUUAUCACCCAACAGCCAGUGGCUGGCAUCAGCAGCAAAGGAUGGUGCUUUGUUCAUCUAUGAUACUUCUGCUAUGGAAAUACUUGCUCAAAUGUAUUGUCACUCAUAUCAAGGAGGGGGAAUCAGAUCCAUGGUAUUUUCGCUGGAUGGCAAAUUCAUUCUUAUUAAUGGCAAAAAUGAUGGUACCCUGGUGUGUCUGAAAUGGAAGAAGAUAAAGAAAAUUGAAGUUAAGGAAGCUGAUUUUCACUGGCAAUCUCUUCUUGCUAUACUGAACAAGUCUACUUCAAAUGAAAAUGUUGUUUUAAAAUCUAUGGCAGAAUGGCAGUUUGACCCAGAGACCACAUCGAAAUCACUUCCAGAUAAGAAAUUUAAGGAGGCACCACUUAAAUCUUCCAACGUAGAGGUGAAAGAAGAAGAUGGAAAUGUCACCGGCUUGUAUUCAGACAGUACCAAUGAGAUGACAUGGAUAGGUCAGAAAAUAAAGAAGGUCAUUAGAGAAGAGAAUCACAGGUUUGCUAACCAGAAGGAAGAGCUGCUAAUGGGAAUUAGAAAGCUACAUAAAAGUUUCUUACAAAAACAGAUCCAGAAAAUGAUGCAUGAAAAUGAACAGGUGCCAGACAUUGAGAAACUGGAGAAGCAUGAGUUCAACCUGGAUAUAGAAGAACAGGAGAGAGCGCAAGCAAAGGCGGAUCAAGAAGUGGCCAGGGUGAGGGAGGAGAUUGAGAUGGAGAAUUUAGCUAACCGCUAUUUGCAGGAUGUCAUCAAACAUGAGUGCUGGGACUCUAUGAGCGUAAAGGGGCGUGCAGUUAAGAAAUGUUAUCAUGUCUGUGAUAUUCAGCUUCAGAAAUAAAAUCUUGAGACUGAGUCUGAGAUUGUAUUAUCGGAAGGAGAGAAGGCAGAAGAAGUAACGGCUGAUGAUAGCGCAUCUUACUGCCUAAUUGGAAGUCUGAGCUCUCAGUAAGACACAUCUAUCCUUUACCACCAGUGGGACUUGCAUACCAGGGAGCAGAAAGUCAAUCAGAUAGUAUUAUUAAAGGACAUCAUUUACAAAGUGAAAACUGCUUUUUAUAAGGAAUUUGACAUAGUUGCUCAACAAAAGGAGCAGGAGAUAGCACGAGUGAAAGAAAGAAACCUGAAGAUCCGAGAAAUCUUGGCACAACUUGACCUCCAAGUGGAAGUGUGGGAGCCAGCUCUUACAGAUGAUGAGAUACCAGAGCGAGCGCUUACUGUUCAGGAUUCAGAGAUUAAGAUUGAAAAAUACUUGACCCAACAAGAGAGAGAGCAAGCAGAAAUGCUGGCUAAGCUUGAAAUGGAAAGACGCCUUGCUGCUAAGGAUAAUGAAAGACUGCGUGCUCUUGAUUAUAUGAUGGGUGGAGUGCUAGAAGUCAAAAAGGAAGACAUCUUGAAAAUGGAUAUUCCUCCACCUUCUUUUGUAUACAAGCCUGAGCAAGUUUGGAGUGAAGAAGAAAAGAAAAUAUUUGAAGAAUAUCAGAGAAAAGUCAAGGAGCUGAAUGAAGAAAAACAAAAGUGCAGAAGGGCACUGGAAAAUGAACUGAAGAAACCUGAAGCUUCCAUCCAGGAAACAACACAAAAAUUUGGCAACACUGUGUGCAAACUCUCUGAAAGUGAAAUUAGAGAUGACAUGUUAACAUUUUUUAUUACAAUCUUUUCACAGGAAGAACUCAAAAUUCUCAAUCUUGUUUAUGCUUUGCUGUUGGAUGAAGAGUUGGAUACUAGAGAAGCUGGACCUCGUAAUUUCCUUAUGAAAAAGGAGAAAGAAAAAGUCAAGACUGCAAGAUUAAUCCAGACUACAAAAGAUAAAAUUGAACGUUACACAGACACCUAUGAAAAUGCAAAAGCUGAAGAGAAGGAUCUGGAAUGUGGUUUUGAAAAGGAGUUUGCCAACGUACCUGUCAAUCUCCUUGAGAAACUUUUCCAACUUUAUGAACAUCGACCAAAGACCCCAGUGACAGAAAUGCUCCUGGACACCGCCAACCCAUAUGGGAAUUGUGCAGGCUCAGCUGAAGAUUACAAAGAUGCACUUACCCUUUUAAUGAAAGCCAUGGAUGAACUGGAUAGUCCUGAGUACAUGCCUAAUGGCUUGGACCCAUCUAUAUGGAGGCAUUUUUGUCUAGCUAGACGAAAUAAAAUGGAGAUUGAGGAGCUGGUGAAAUGGAAAGCCUGAAAACUGGCAGAGAUGGAGGCCUUUUAUCAGAGAAGAAUGGAUGACAAUGAGAACAUUCAGUCAGAAAUAGAAGACAUCUUCAAAGAACUCACUUGGCUGCAGGAGGAGAAGAUGAAACUUCAACUGAAUUUGCCUAUCCAGUUUUUGCUAAAACAAGGACAGGUGGAAUUGGAAAGCACUGAGAUCCCAGACUACACUGAUGCCAUUCUCAUUAAGAAGAGUGUUGUUGAAGAACUGAAUUGCUCUAUCACAGUUCAAGGAGAAAAAAAAAUUGCUAGCAUGAUAGAAUGUAAAGACUUCUCUAAAGGGAUAUUUAAGCUGGAAUGGGAACACAAGAAAAUGAGAAUGCAGAUAGAAGAUCUGAAACAGAAGGCUCGAGAUAUUGUAACACUACCUAUUACAAAAGAAUGUCAGUUAUUUCUAACUGUGCUGGACCAUGACAGCCGCGUUGCCCACCGCAUUUCAAUGAUGGAGCAGACUCUUGGCGUCAUGGAUAAGUGGCACAAGAAGAAUGUGAAGAACCAUCAGAAAAUAAUUAAAGAGUUGGAGAAGUGCAUCAGUUUAAUAGAGCAAACAAACUACGAGCUCAGCCUGGAGCUGAAAGAAAUGCUUGUAUCUGUUUCAGAAAGGAGGCAUAUCUCUGCGGGAGCCGACACACAGCACAUUUCUGAAAAGAUUGCAAGGCAGCCUUACCAAGAGAUUUUGAAACAGAAACACCUGCGGCAUCUUUUAAAGGAACAGGAAGAACAGUUUGAAACUCUUCAGGCAGAAGUUGAAAGACUGAUAUCAAGAACAUUCCCUAUUCUUUAA